AGGUAACUUUGAAUGAAAGCACUGGCAGCUUUGUCUACCUUCCUCAGUCAAAUAAGUAAAAUGUUUAAUUAUUUCCAUCUGAUUUUGUCGACCAUUCCCUUGUGACUUUACAGAAUGGGGAAAAGUCUCAUAGUAGCUUAUGGACUUUGGGCACUAGGGGGUCCAUUAGGACUUCAUCAUAUAUACCUGGGACGUGACAGCCAUGCUUUGCUUUGGAUGCUGACUUUGGGUGGUUUUGGCAUUGGCUGGAUGUGGGAGUUUUGGAAAAUCCCUGCGCUUGUAUUCCAUGUCAACAAGCAAGAAAAAAAAAAGAAUUUGACUAGAGAUGGAGAGCCACCUGCCAGCCCCAUUCGUUUCAUGGGGCAAGUGGCUAUUGGAAUAUAUUUUGGAUUAGCAGCAGCCAUUGGGUUGUCCUCACUCAGUAGUUUCUAUUUUGUAGCUCUUCCACUUGCUGUUGGCCUUGGGGUGCAUCUUGUGGCUAGUGUAGGCGAACAGACCUCAAACCUAAAAAAUACCCUAAUAGCUGCUUUUCUGACUUCCCCAAUCUUCUAUGGUCGUGCUGUCUCCAUGAUACCAAUCAGUCUUACAGCUAGCAUGACAGCACAACAACACAGGCGGUAUAGGCACAACCAAAAUACAAAUGAAAAUCUCAGUCUCCGUCUGUAUCGUAUUGGACUAGCCUAUCUGGCCUUUACAGGACCACUAGCCUACAGUGCUUUGCUUAACACCAGUCGCACAGUGAGCUAUGUAGCUGGAAGCAUUGGAGCUAUGCUAGACAUACUAAGUUUUUUCCCUGCUGUUAGUGCACUGACAGAGCGUGCUCUGCUAUUGCCUUAUCGGGCAUGGAUGCUAUUCUCAGGAGGGGGGCCAUUACGGGACCAGUACUUCCAUGAAUGGGAGAAAAUCUAUGAAUUUGUAGCCAGCUUUCAAAAUGAGAAGGAAGAGAUGGCCUGCAAGGUUUUAGGAGUUGAUUCUAAAGCUACAUUGGAUGAAAUCAACCAACAUUAUCGAGAACUGGUCAAAAUUUGGCACCCAGAUCAUAACCGACAUCGUCCCGAAGAGGCUGAGCAGCAUUUUCUUGAGAUCCAAGCAGCUUAUGAGGCACUUACAAAAAUAUGGAAGAACAGGAAAUUGUGACUUGGUUUUAGUAGUGGCAUGAGUUAACAUUACGUGGUUUUUUUCUGGUUCAUCUGGCUUAUAAACAGUUUUUCUUGCUAGAACUUUAAAUACAUUUUCUAAAGAAUAUCUUCAUUAGGUACAAUAUAAUAUGAAAUGUAAAAAAUAAAUAUGUUGCAAAUUGUACCUUAUAUCUACUUAUAAAAUGGUUAACUGUAAUGAGAACAGAAACAGAGGCGCCACAUGUGUACCAGGGAAUCCCAGCCAGCUGGUUUGCUGUUAAAUACCAGCCUGCCUCUACAGGCACAAGAGAGUGCCUUCACGUUUGUGAGUAUCCUGUAUCUUGUAUCGCUUGGAUAUUGUCAGCUUUGAUUGAUCUACACAUGUGGCCCCUCUGUUUCUGUUCUCAUUACAGUUAACCAUUUUAGAAGCUACACCAUCGUUUGGGUGAAGACCGAGAGCUGCCUGUUCUAUUUCUGGACUUUGUUGGAUACCAUGAGAACUCAUCUAUUGCCAGAUUGGUCACGUGCUACGUCUGUAUAUACACAUAUUUUUAACAAUUUUAAUUUCUUUACUUUAUGUAUAUGGUGUGACAAGUUGCACACUGAUUUUAGCAAUUUUUACCAUUGGUUACUAGCGCCUCCAAUAGGGGACCUGUGGUAUUCUCUAUCACAAAUAUCCCUGUAUUUAUAUCAUAUCUACUUAUGAAAGUCUCCCUAGCUUGGAGAUAAUCAAAUAUUUAGCAUAUGAGACAUUUGUAUAUGUUAAUGUUUCAUAUUCUUAUAUCAGACAUGAGUGGUCGGGCUAAGGUUCAUCUUUCAAAAAAGGUUAGAAAAAAUUAAUCGAAAACAAAACUGUAUUUUAUGUAAUUCAUCCAUUCUAAAAAAUGUUUGCAUUAAGGCAGAAGAUUGUUAAUUGAAUCGAUACCAGGAUACUUUACACAUGAUCAUAGCUUUGGCCUUAUCGGCUGUAACCGCAGUUAACAUUGCAAUUUGUCCGUAUACUCGACUAGUGGCCCCUCACAUUUGUAGCAUAAUUUAGAAUACUUUUAAUAUUCAUGUGACAGUUGGUUAAAGUUUAUUUCACUAUGAUA
This is a messenger RNA of Bombina bombina (fire-bellied toad), 2209 nucleotides long. RefSeq names its product DnaJ heat shock protein family (Hsp40) member C22 (gene DNAJC22). The record is from RefSeq and is a predicted model, not a curated record. The coding region runs from base 115 to 1137 and encodes 340 amino acids. Lineage: Eukaryota; Metazoa; Chordata; Amphibia; Anura; Bombinatoridae. The transcript is spliced from 2 exons. Gene Ontology annotation, biological process: endocytosis. Gene Ontology annotation, cellular component: plasma membrane; early endosome.